Molecule: messenger RNA, 1107 nt
Organism: Echinococcus granulosus
Lineage: Eukaryota; Metazoa; Platyhelminthes; Cestoda; Cyclophyllidea; Taeniidae
Product: Acetylcholine receptor subunit alpha-like protein
Exons: 6
Coding region: 1-1107 (368 amino acids)
Biological process (GO): signal transduction; nervous system process; chemical synaptic transmission
Cellular component (GO): synapse; neuron projection; postsynaptic membrane
Molecular function (GO): acetylcholine-gated monoatomic cation-selective channel activity; transmembrane signaling receptor activity
Source: RefSeq, a predicted model, not a curated record
AUGGAUUUGGACGAAGUGAACCAAAUUUUGACCACCAAUGUGUGGGUUGAGUUGGAGUGGACCGAUUCCAAGCUUAUUUGGGAACCUGAGGAUUUUGGUGGAGUCACGGCUCUCUUUAUCCCCUCGGAACAACUCUGGCUGCCCGACCUACUGCUUUAUAAUAAUGCUGAUGGGACUUACGUGAUUGAUAUAAUGACCAAAGCUGUGGUCUUUUACAAUGGGACAGUGAAGUGGACACCGCCAGCCAUUUUCAAGAGUUCAUGUCCUAUCAACGUUCAGCACUUCCCCUAUGACAUUCAAGAGUGCUCAAUGAAAUUCGGUUCGUGGACGUACAACGGACAUGAAGUGAGCUUGAAACACAUCACACAGAAGCGCAUUCCCGAACACGAAGGCAACGUGCAUAUCGACCACGCUAUCAUCCUGAAGGACUUCUAUCCCUCAGUGGAAUUUGAACUUCUCCAGGUGUCCGCCAUUCGGCGUGCCGAAUACUACACCUGCUGCAAGGAUCCCUUCAUCGACGUGACCUUUAAACUAGCACUGCGACGAAAGACCCUCUUCUACACCAUCAAUCUCAUCAUCCCCUGCGUGGGUAUUGCUUUCCUCACCAUCCUCGUCUUCUACCUGCCCUCGCAGAGUGGUGGAAAGAUCGCCCUAUCCAUCAAUGUGCUCCUUGGAUUGACUGUCUUUCUCCUCCUCCUAACUGAGUCCAUUCCUCCCACGGGUUUAGCGAUGCCACUAAUUGGAAAGUACCUCCUCUUCACAAUGGGCCUUGUCUCGCUCUCAAUCCUCAAUACGAUCUUUGUGCUUAAUUUGCACAACGGGACACCGAGUAGACCAGCCCCGGUGAUUGGUAUACGCGGUGAAAGCUCGACUUGGCGAUUUGUGACAGCUAAAAAGAUCAGGCCCGUCCCUCAGAACACCCUGUUUGCUGAACGUCGUCUUAACAGUUUUAUCCAGAAUUUGCGCACUCUAGCCGAACACUUUUCAAAACUGGAGGAAAGAAGGCGGGACAUUGACGCCCAGUCGCGAGGUUUGAGUCGUAUUCCCGCCUCCUCUCUGAAAGCAACAUUAAACAACAUAAGUAUUCCAUCUGGGCUUGCAUUUUAA